GUAAUGUGCGCGUGCGCCGGUGUAAGCAGCAUAUAAGGCCAACGGCAGCGCUCACGGCGCAUUUCUGUUGGCAACUGUGUGUGUGGGAAUAAUGGCUGUGUUACUCUUUGUAUUAGCAGCAGUAUGCGCAGUCGCUAGCGCAGCGCCCCCGCAACAAUAUUAUAAUGCGCAUACACAUGCGUCACUACAACAGGCUAUUCCUCUGGAUUAUUAUUUAAAUGCAAAUAAUCCAGGUCCAGUUCACUACUAUAAUCAAGAACAGAGAGACGGUAGUGAAAAUAGAGAGACCUCCUCUAGACUAGAAAACCUAGACCCGAACACCGAAGUGGAGUUAGUACCUGGUGUCCAACAGCCCCAGCAACCGCCACAGCAGAAACCCGUGUACCCCACUAUUCCCGGGUUGUUGCCCGGCCAAAGAGUGUACAUCUUGAUGCAAGGGCCUGGCGGAGUGAAUUACCGACCCCUUUACAUCCUAUCAGAAAUGCCUCUGCAAAACCCUGGCUAUACUGGUUAUCAAAACUCAAUCCUAGUGGACCCGUCCGGCCGGCCGUUACAAAAUCCUAACGCGUUUGGCGCCCAAGUCGGUCCCUACCCGUUUGCUUACCAAAAUCCUUACCAACCAAUACAAGCGGGCUACGGCUUGAACCAAUUAGUUCUACAAAAUCAACCUCAAAUAGCGCCUGAAGAAAAAGCUAAUGAACAAUCAAAUUCAGAGCAAAAAGCGGCCAAGCAAGUGACUGGGGAAGAAAAAGAAAAUGUUGCCUCUAGUAACGUUCGACCAUUGAAAAAUCAAAGAAAUUAAAAUAAUAUAUAAUGUACGAAUAUAAUUUUAGUUAAUGAUGCAUUCACUAAAUUGUUUUUUAACUAUCAAACUUCACCACGGACUGAACCUGGUUUUAUGCAAAAUUCAAUCAAUUGUGUGUAAUAACUGGUACGAAAGUUAGAUAAUUAAAUAAACAGUAUUUUUAUAUAUGAA
Molecule: messenger RNA, 976 nt
Organism: Zerene cesonia (dogface butterfly)
Lineage: Eukaryota; Metazoa; Arthropoda; Insecta; Lepidoptera; Pieridae
Exons: 9
Coding region: 92-802 (236 amino acids)
Source: RefSeq, a predicted model, not a curated record